AUGGAGUACUACACAUUUUCUCAAGAAACCGACGAAGAACGUGGAUCGGGAAAGCAUCACCUGAAGAACACGUGGGUUAAAGAACGUUACGAGAGCGAUGAAGAAGAUGGGUCGAGAGAGGAACAAGUGAACAAACUUGUUCUAAGAAAAGAAGAAGAUGAUGAUGGUGAAAUGGUGACGUCAUCGAGUACCGUGUUGACAAGUAAAGUGAGGUAUCUCAACUAUGGAGCUCUCAAACAUGACUCGGCGCCGGCAGCUUACGGUGGUGGUGGAGGAAAAGUCAUGCCUCCUCCGUCGAACAAGUACCACCGUGGCCAUCCCAAGUUCUAUAGAUGCAGGGGUUGA
This is a messenger RNA of Arabis nemorensis, 345 nucleotides long. The record is from the annotation of a GenBank genome assembly. NCBI's taxonomy places the organism in Eukaryota, Viridiplantae, Streptophyta, Magnoliopsida, Brassicales, Brassicaceae.